AAAAAAAAAAAAAAAAACUAGGGUUAGUUAUUGUAUUUAAAGAUGAGCGAUGAGAUAAAGAAGAGCCGACUGUCAGUUUUGAGUUCUCAUUUGACCCAUUUGCCUCCGGAAUCUUCCGUCAUGGCUUCGGAGAAAGAAGCCGCCCUCGCUGCUGCCCCCUCUGAUUCUCCUACCAUAUUUGACAAAAUCAUCAACAAGGAAAUCCCAGCAACAGUUGUGUAUGAAGACGAUAAGGUCUUAGCUUUUAGGGACAUAGAUCCCCAAGCUCCUACACACAUCUUAAUUAUUCCAAAAAAAAGGGAUGGCCUAACUGGAUUGUCUAAGGCUGAAGAGAGGCACACUGAAAUCCUUGGCCGCCUUCUUUAUACUGCAAAGAUUGUUGCAAAACAGGAGGGACUGAAUGAUGGCUUCAGGAUCGUGAUCAAUGAUGGCCCUCAAGGAUGUCAAUCUGUGUAUCACAUUCAUGUCCACCUCCUUGGAGGGCGCCAAAUGAACUGGCCUCCAGGCUAAAUGAAGAUAUUAAUUGUUAGACACCUUAUUUUGUGCUAGUGUGCACUGGUUGUUGUUAUAAAUAAUGAAAACAGACAUGUUAAACAUUGCUUGUGUCGAUGAUUUGAGUACUCCAACGAGGCUCUUGAACUUGGGGAAAACUAAUGAGCCAUGUGUGAAAUACUUGGAUUCCUAAUUAUGUGGUUAAUUAUUCGCCUCUUUAACUUU
Molecule: messenger RNA, 717 nt
Organism: Hibiscus syriacus
Lineage: Eukaryota; Viridiplantae; Streptophyta; Magnoliopsida; Malvales; Malvaceae
Product: 14 kDa zinc-binding protein-like
Exons: 5
Coding region: 43-510 (155 amino acids)
Biological process (GO): purine ribonucleotide metabolic process; sulfur compound metabolic process
Cellular component (GO): cytoplasm
Molecular function (GO): adenylylsulfatase activity
Source: RefSeq, a predicted model, not a curated record